This is a messenger RNA of Zea mays, 2010 nucleotides long. RefSeq lists its product as uncharacterized. Gene Ontology annotation, cellular component: peroxisome. NCBI's taxonomy places the organism in Eukaryota, Viridiplantae, Streptophyta, Magnoliopsida, Poales, Poaceae. Gene Ontology annotation, molecular function: FMN binding; (S)-2-hydroxy-acid oxidase activity. The record is from RefSeq and is a predicted model, not a curated record. The transcript has 12 exons. Bases 748 to 1866 code for a protein of 372 amino acids.
AUUUAGAGUGAAGAUUGAAAUAAGCAAUAAGAUAGUGCUGGGAUAGGAAAGCUGACUCCAAACUGUCGUGGCGCAGCGGUUCUCGAGAAUGUGUUUGACAUCAGCACUCAAAUAACAAAUGUUUUAAAAAUUUUCAGUGCAAAUUUCCUACUUUAUAGGAUCGCCCGUGGACAGCCUUCCGCAUAUCUUGAUCGCCUUACUGACUACUACUGCGGGAGCCGCCGAGCCGGGAAGGGAUGGCGAACUCGUCCCCGAUGGGCGAUAGUCUACAGCUACAGAGCGUCGAAUUCCACAGCCGAACAGCAGGGCGAACAGUUUUGCUACAAAUUUACUUCGAGCACAGGUGCUUUUGUCUGAUACUAAGUCUGAACACGCAUUAUUGCAGGAGAUAUUUUAGAAAGCCUACUGCACUGUCACUGUAGGCCACUGCUGAUAGAUCAGAUAUUCAGAUACCAAUCACACUAUCCUCGAUUUUUCAUAUGCACGCAGAAGACGAAAUUGGUUGAGUGGUUACAAAAAAACCAAACACUUUCCAGCAUAUGCAUGCAAGGGACGAAAUUAGUUACCAGUUACCAACACUUUCAGCAUAUGCACGCAAGGGACGAGAUUGAUUACCCAUUACCAAACCAACAGUUUCCAGUUCAGCGGUAGGAACAGGCCGUCACGGCGUCAUCCGCCAAAGGACAAUCCAUUUGCUCACACAGGCACAAACGCUGAGCGCCUGAGCCUGCUCUCGCGGUCUAGGAGAUGGCGUUGAUCACGAAUGUCUCUGACUAUGAGGAGCUUGCAAAGCAGAAGCUGCCUAAGAUGGUUUAUGACUUCUAUGCCGGGGGUGCAGAAGACCAGUGGACACUCAAGGAGAAUAAGGAGGCAUUCUCCAAGAUUCUGUUUCGACCACGGGUGCUGAUUGAUGUGUCUCAUAUUGACAUGUCUACAAGUAUAUUGGGUUACAAAAUUUCCAUGCCUAUUAUGGUGGCUCCCACUGCUUUGCACAAACUAGCCCACCAAGAAGGAGAGGUUGCUUCUGCCCAGGCAGCAGCUGCUGCAGGAACUAUAAUGACGUUGUCUUCAUGGUCAUCUUGCAGCAUUGAGGAAGUUAGCUCAAUUGCACCAGGACUCCGUUUCUUCCAACUUUCAGUAUUCAAGGAUAGGGAUAUCGUGCAACAGCUUGUCAGAAGGGCUGAAAAUGCUGGCUAUAAGGCAAUCGCCGUCACUGUCGACGCUCCACGCCUUGGUCGCAGGGAAGCCGAUGUCAGGAACAGAUUCAGGCUGCCUGAAAAUGUGGUGUUGAAGUGCUUUGAAGGACUGGAUCUCAGCAAGAUGGACAAGACUAAGGGUUCAGGCCUUGCUGCUUACGCCACUAGCCAGAUUGACAGCUCUCUUUCUUGGAAGGAUAUCAAGUGGCUACAGACGAUUACCGGGCUGCCUAUCUUAGUGAAAGGAGUCAUAACAGCAGAAGAUGCUCGAAUUGCUAUCGAAUGCGGUGUCGCCGGCAUUAUCGUGUCCAACCACGGGGGCCGCCAGCUAGACUAUCUUCCUGCAACCAUCAGCUGCCUGGAAGAGGGGAAACUUCAGGUUGUGAGAGAAGCGAAGGGCCGCCGUGUGCCUGUGUUCCUCGACGGCGGCAUCCGCCGUGGCACUGACGUGUUCAAGGCCUUGGCGCUGGGAGCCUCAGGAGUGUUUAUUGGAAGGCCCGUACUGUUCGCCCUCGCCGUGGACGGCAGGGCAGGGGUGAGGAAUGCGCUGCGGAUGCUGAGGGAUGAGCUCGAGAUCACCAUGGCGCUGAGCGGCUGCGCGUCGCUGAAAGAUAUCACCCGCGAUCGCGUUAUCACUGAGCGCGACAUGAUCCGUCGCUCUCGGAUAUAGGCUUCGAUUCGUUUGCUGUUGUGUUGUGCGGGGCUGAAAGUCUGUUGUUGCCCUGGCAUGACUGUCAUAUUCGAAACUGACCGGACCAUCAGAUUGGUUUUGACUUUUGACCUAUUGGCUAACGAUGUGCUAGGUUUUCUCAUU